Ectocarpus siliculosus is the source of this 129-nucleotide messenger RNA. NCBI's taxonomy places the organism in Eukaryota, Phaeophyceae, Ectocarpales, Ectocarpaceae. The record is from the annotation of a GenBank genome assembly.
AUGAUGGACGCCGGAGUGGAGGAGCUUGACCUUCAAGGAGACGAGGAGACGAAGAAGCUAAGCACGGUUCCAUGCGCGCGGCUACUGCAAUGGCGUCCACCUUGCUCCAAAGCGGAGCCCCUCCUCUAG